Morus notabilis is the source of this 1529-nucleotide messenger RNA. RefSeq lists its product as uncharacterized. NCBI's taxonomy places the organism in Eukaryota, Viridiplantae, Streptophyta, Magnoliopsida, Rosales, Moraceae. Bases 92 to 1138 code for a protein of 348 amino acids. The record is from RefSeq and is a predicted model, not a curated record. The transcript is spliced from 8 exons.
AACAUUUUCGGUUGACGACGACGACGACGACGAAAAAAAAAAACCGACUGAGAAGUGAGAACUUGGGUCUCCUUUGGCAUUCACAGAAUCCAUGUUGUCGUUGUCGUGUAUAACAUACGAGCCAUCUUGGUCUCCUUUGGCAUCACUGAAACGUGUGCGUUUUGGAGCCGAUUCAAGGGAGCCCAAAUCUGCGAACCGGAUGUUUAUUCUGGGCAUGGGUUUCGUCGGAAACUGCUUUGGUGAACAUCUCAAGACCCAAGGCUGGGAUGUCUCUGGGACUUGCACGAGCAUUGUGAAGAAGAAGAAACUUGAAGACAAGGGAUUUGAUGCUUACCAUUUUGAUGCAAACGAGCCUGAAUGGGGCAUUCUAGAUGUUCUGAAAUGUCAUACUCACCUACUUGUUUCUAUCCCUCCCUUUGUGGGAAUUGGUGACCCGAUGCUUCAACAUGAAGAACUUCUAAAGAAUGGGCUUAUGGAUGGAAAUCUUCAGUGGCUCUGUUAUUUGUCAUCAACUAGUGCGUAUGGAAAUUGUGGUGGUGAAUGGGUAGACGAGGACAGUUAUCCUGCUAGUCCUAUAAGUGAAUUGAGCAAACUGAGGUUAGCUGCUGAGGAGAGAUGGUUAAAUCUGGGUAGCAAUCUUGGGAUUGCGGCACACAUAUUUCGGCUUGGUGGGAUCUAUGGUCCUGGUAGAAGCGCUGUUGAUACAAUAAUAAAGCGAGAAGCCUUGUCAGAAGGUCAGAGAAGGAGAACAUUUAGGUUAUACACAUCAAGGAUUCAUGUUGAAGACCUUUGUCAAGCCCUCCAGGCCAGUUUUUGCACAUCUUCGCCCAGGAAAGUGUACAAUAUCGUUGAUGAUGAUCCGGCCCCCAGAGAAGAAGUCUUUGCAUAUGCACAGAACUUGAUUGAGAAGAAGUGGCCUGCCCAGAUCACAAGGAUUCCUGAGCAGGAAGAAUCUUUAGCCACUGUUAAAAAGAAAGGUUUUGCUGCUGAGAAGCGAGUUUCGAACGCUCGGAUGAAGAAGGAACUAGGAGUAAGGCUUCUCCACCCAAGUUACAGGACGGGAUUGAAGAGCGUUAUCGACCAAAUGCACAACCCUUUUCAUCAUAGUUUGUUGGAUUCACGAACAAAAAAACAAUAGCCAAAUAUACAUCUUUUGUAUGUAAAAUGUCAAGUUGUUGGGAAAUGGACGGUUUGUGUCUUCUUGCUAAUUCUUCUUCAUCGGAAUCAUGGGGUGGUGGGAAACUUCAAACGUAGGCCGUUGUUUAGCACGAGAGUUGGUCCGGGACAUAAUCUUUACCCUUAAAAGAUUCGAAUCUUUAAUGUUCUGGGAUAAUGAGUUGUCUGUCUUGUUGCUGAGUGGAACAUAAUCCUCGUUUUAUCUACUCAUAAAUGUUUCAAUUACUUGACUCUUAUCACAUAGUUGAGACUAGACGAGGGAUGGUGCAGACCAAUUACUCUUCACAGAAUUCCAACCGUGGAAAAAAAAGGAUAUUUAAGGUGAAAUUUGAAGAACAAAAAGAAAGGGCAAG